AUGAGGUCAUCUAUGGGCCUGAAACGAACGGUUAAAGAGAUACUAGAGACAAGGCAGACACGGGACUUUUCUCGUGCUGGCUUGAAACUUUUGCGAUCACAGGAGUCGGCGAAGGCAGAGCUCAUACAGUUCUUGGCAAAACUCAAAUCGGUUGUAGCCCCGAAACGAGCAAUUGGCUUUCAGAACUCGGUCAUCAACUCACUAAUGCACAAUGCUCUCACCAAGAUGGUGGUUACUUUGCCACCUGCUUCUCCUCAAGCUCUUCACUGCAGUCAGACCAGACCAUUGAAUGGAAGUUCCAUUGGACGAGACCAUGAGCCAUUCAGACUUCAGAGGCUAGAGAAGAACAAGUCGAAUGGAGUGCUGACAAUACUCUGA
Molecule: messenger RNA, 378 nt
Organism: Dovyalis caffra
Lineage: Eukaryota; Viridiplantae; Streptophyta; Magnoliopsida; Malpighiales; Salicaceae
Source: the annotation of a GenBank genome assembly